GAAGAACUGAGCGGGUCAGCUCCAAACAGGCAGUUUCACUAAGUCCCUCCCACUGAGUGAAAUGGGAGGUGUCCUCAUGCAACAUAUUCAGGCUGCUCUAUUUUUGCAAAGUCACCACUGAAAGAGAGCUGAGAAGGAAAACUUUGUUAAACUGCAAAAAUGUCCCAGCUGAUGGAAAAUGAGGCAUUCAAGGCUUUCACCACCUAUGCUGCUAUUGUCACACUCAAGAUGGUAUUGAUGGGGCCAGUGACCGUUUAUUUUCGCUUCACCAGAAAGUCCUUCAUUAACGAAGAAGACGUUGCAUGGAAGUCUGAAGAGCAGAAGAAGAAGUUGCUGAAAACUCAUCCUGAUGUGGAGCGAGCUCGGAGGUGUCACUACAACGACCUAGAGAACAUCAUUCCAUUCUUCUUCAUUGGCCUACUUUAUGCCCUGUCUGGACCUGAGCUCUCCUCCGCUCUGCUUCACUUCCGCAUCUUCACAGCUGCUCGGAUCUUCCACAGCUUUGCCUACAUCCUGGUCCUGCCCCAGCCCAGCAGGGCAAUCUCCUACUUCCUGGGAAUGCUGGUCACCUUCUCCAUGGCUUACAGCCUGCUCAGCAAAGUUUUCUUCCUGUAAGGAGCGUAACUCCCAUGCCCUCUCUGCAGUAGAGUUCCAUGUUUUUUACAUCACUGACACUGCAAGUGACUGAGCCUUUUAAAUAUUGAGUUUUUGCAUAAUCUUCGACUCAGUAGAAACAUGUAAAAGACCAAAUAAAUAUUUCUUGACUGUUUGUGAGUCAUUGUUUAUCCAGGGAAAGAAAAACAGAGAUGAAACACAAUGCAUGAAUAUAGAGCUCUUAGUAUAAAAUUUGUUGUGUGACAGAAAGUGCUCAGUAUGUCUUCAGCAGUCUAAGCAAAUGACAUCAUAACUAGAGAUAGCUUACAAAAACAAGUCUGGGAGAGAAAUGCGUUGCCUGGAACAUAUGGAACAAUAAGAUCUUUGAUAUGAGAUGAACCUUAAGGAUUCAGCGUUUUAAAUUUUUGAAUUAUAUAUAUAUCUGUUGUAACAGGAAGCUUUGUUUAUUCUUAGAGAAUUACAGUAGUCUCAAAGAUAAAAAACAAUGUUCUUUAAAUCAUAAUAAUAAUCAAACACCAGGUUAAUGUCACCCAGAUUAAGUUUGUUCUUCAGAUGUUCUGGUUCAAAGACAUAUUCUGCCUUCCAGGGUUGUAUAUCUUUGUAACAUGCCUGUAGUCUAACUGGGUGCUUCUUUAGUAUUUAUGAAUAAAUGUAGGGAAAAUGUG
Girardinichthys multiradiatus is the source of this 1280-nucleotide messenger RNA. Its product is annotated as microsomal glutathione S-transferase 1-like. The record is from RefSeq and is a predicted model, not a curated record. Gene Ontology annotation, cellular component: membrane; mitochondrion. Gene Ontology annotation, molecular function: glutathione transferase activity. The coding region runs from base 160 to 615 and encodes 151 amino acids. The transcript is spliced from 4 exons. NCBI's taxonomy places the organism in Eukaryota, Metazoa, Chordata, Actinopteri, Cyprinodontiformes, Goodeidae.